This is a messenger RNA of Prorocentrum cordatum, 1133 nucleotides long. The record is from the annotation of a GenBank genome assembly. NCBI's taxonomy places the organism in Eukaryota, Dinophyceae, Prorocentrales, Prorocentraceae.
AGUUCUUCUCCCUCGCCGGGGGGGGGGGGGGCGCCGAGCCCCGGCGGUGCACCCGGGCGCCCGGGCGUGCGCCGGCCGGCCAUGCAGGCGGUGCGGUCUGCAGCCGCCCGCGGGCACGUGGAGGCUCGGGCAGUACCUGGUGGGGCAGGCGGGCGUGAGCAUCGACGCGGCGGACGAGGACGGGGCCUCCGCACUCUGGCGCGCGGGCGCGGCGGGGCACCUGGAGUGCGUGCGGUGCUUGCUGGGGCACCCGGGCGUGGACGUCAACAGGGCGAACAAGACCGGCGUCACCGCCCUGCACGCGGCGGCCGACGCCGGCCACCACGAGGUCGUGCAGUGCCUCGUUGGGCAGCCCUGCGUGGACGUCGGCCGGGCGGAUAUGCGAGCGGCAUCACCGCCCUGCACGCCGCGUCGGCCUCCGGCCACCUGGGCGUGGUGCGCUGCCUCGUCCAGCAGCCGGGCGUGGAGCUCAACCUCGCCUCCAGGAAUGGCACGACUGCCUUGUACGCCGCGGCCAGCGCUGGCAACCACGACGUGGUGCAGUUUCUUGUCCUUCAGCCGAGUUUGGACCUCAAUAAGACAGACAAUAAUGGCAUCACCCCGCUGUUCGCGGCAGCCAAGUCUUGCCAUAUCAGAGUAGUACGCUGUCUCGUCAGGCAGCGGGGCAUAGACAUCAAUCAGCAAGACCAGAACGGCGUCACUGCCCUGCACGCCGCGGCCGACACCGGCUCCCUCGAGCUGGUGAAGCUCAUCGCCUCGCACCCUGGGGUGGAGAUGGACCGCCUGGACACGUUGGGGAACUGCGCCGUCUUCGCGGCCGCCAAGGCCGGCCACCUCGACGUGAUGCACUACCUCGUCGCGCAGGCCGCCAGGACGGGCACCAGCUCCCUCGGCUACACGCAGGCGGGCGUCGUCGCUCCCGUCGCGGCCCGCGAGUGCGCGGGCGCCGCCGGGGCGGCCAGGCCGCGCUUGAGGGCGCGCCCGAAGCCGAGGGGGGCGCAGCGCCCCGGGCCCGGCCAAGAGGAGCUGCUCGCCGCCGAGGCGAGCGCCUCGGCCGCGGCGCGGGAGCUGCUGGCCGAGGAGGACGCCGCCGCCGCCAAGAGCGCGGCCAGGGCGAGGAAGCGGCUGCAGGC